AAUGAACGUUACCUUAAUUUUAAAAUAAUUGAAUUGAAAACAAAAUCAAACAUUUGCAAUAUCAAACAUCCAAAUUAUUUAGAGAAGAAUCGGAGAGUGUUCAUGUAUUUGAGAGAUGACGCAAAUAUUUAAUUGUAACUCGCACACGCAGUGUAUGAAAAAUCCUCUAAAACCUCAAUACAAUGGAGGGAUGGUCGUGAAUCCGGAGUUCAACGAUGGACUGAACGGCUGGUUGAGUUUCGGAAAUAAUCAAGUAAACCUAACCAAAGGAACUUCAAUGGAAGGAAACAACUUCAUCAUUGCUUCUAAUAGAAAAGUCCCGCAUGAUGGGUUCUCUCAAAAGAUUGAUUUGAAGAAGGGCCAUCACUACACAGUUUCAGGUUGGAUACAAAUAAGCGAUGACACUAAAAGUGAUGUAUCGGUCUUGCUCAAAACACCAAGUGGCUAUGAAUAUGUAGCCUGGGUUAUUGCCCGGUCUGGUUGUUGGUCCAUGUUUAAGGGUGGUUUCGUUUCUAAUGACUCGGCUACUUUCGAGUUAUAUUUUCAGAGUAACAAUACUCAAACCGAGAUAUGGGGUGAUAGCAUAUCAGUAAAAGAAUUCACCCCAGAGCAAUGGACUGCUCACCAAGUUAAGAGCAUUGAGAAGGUACGAAAAUCAAAGGUAUCAAUUCAAAUAGUGGAUUCUGAAGGAAACCCAUUGCCAAAUGCCACAGUGGCCGUGGUGAGCGGAAGGCCAAACUUCCCAUUGGGAUGCGCCAUCAACAACAACAUCCUGAACAACAACGCCUACCAAGCCUGGUUCUUCUCCCGGUUCAAGUACACCGUUUUCGAGAACGAGAUGAAAUGGUACAGCACUGAGCCGUCCCAGGGCCGCGAGGACUACUCCGUUUCCGACGCCAUGCUCCAGCUCGUCCAAAACCGAGGCGUCACUCUCCGUGGCCACAACGUCUUCUGGGACGACCCCAAGUUAUUGCCCUACUGGGUCCCAAACCUCACCCCUAGCCAACUGUCUGCCGCUGCUUCCGAAAGGAUUAACUCUUUCGUCAAGCGGUAUGCUGGACAGGUGAUACAUUGGGACGUGGUGAACGAAAACCUUCACCAUCAUUUCUUCGAGGAGAAGCUGGGCCCAGGCGCGUCUGCGGUUUACUAUAAUCUGACGAGCGUUUUGGACGGGAAGGCGACGCCAUUUUUGAACGAUUACAACACAAUAGAGCACCAGGAGGACUCGUAUUCGACCCCGAGCAAGUACCUUGACAAGAUCGGGGAGCUCCGAGCCCAUGGAUAUAAUGGGCCUUUGGGCAUCGGGCUGGAGGCCCACUUUGGUGUCCCGGACUUGGCGUAUGUUAGGUCCGCCAUUGAUACGCUCGCCAGCACUAAUCUCCCCAUUUGGAUUACCGAGUUGGAUGUUAGCCCGCGAGCUAACCAGGGAAUACUAUUGGAACAAAUACUAAACGAGCUGGUGUCACAUCCGGCGGUGCAAGGCAUCGUAAUAUGGUCGGCAUGGAAACCGGACGGGUGUUACAAAAUGUGUUUGACCGACAACAGUUUCAAAAACCUGCCCACCGGAGACGUCGUCGACGGCGUCCUGAAAAGAAUGAGCGGCCAAGGUUUGGGCGGCACCACCGCUGCCGGCGGCUACUUUGAGACUUCCCUCUUUCACGGCGACUACCAGGUGAAGGUGGAGCAUCCUUCUUUGGAGACGCCAACGGUGCAUCCCCUGGCUGUGACGCCGCCGAUCGCCGGCGCCGGCGCCGAGACCCAAAGCGUGAUUAACUUCAAAGUAUCUCUCCAAGUCUAGCUGAUACUAUACGGAGGAGUAUAUUUUUUCUAAACAUAGUUUAAUUUAAUUAGAUGGUCGAGAGAGUAAUUAGUGCAUUUUGGUUUUUAGUUCAUAUUCGGACGGUGGUCUUCGUUCAAUUCAAAUAUAUAGAUGUCUUUGAUUAUGUUUCCACUAGAAUAAUCUAAAGAGAAAUUU
Cuscuta campestris is the source of this 1975-nucleotide messenger RNA. The record is from the annotation of a GenBank genome assembly. Lineage: Eukaryota; Viridiplantae; Streptophyta; Magnoliopsida; Solanales; Convolvulaceae.